AAAAUAGAUGGUGCCAACCAGCACCGCGAGCGCACCGCCGCGAGUUGCAUCCAAGUCGGGCUCCCACCUCGAGAGCUCCACAGCCAAGAAGUUGAAUGGUUCGAAUGUGUAUGACGACAGCUCGGAUGACGACAACGGCAGCGACGGGAGUAGCAGCAGCAGUUCUGGUGGAGACGACGACGACGAAGGGGAGAGUGCAAGCGGAUCCGACGGCAACGACGAAGGUGAGGUCGUAGAUGCGAAACAACCUGUUCUGUCCCUCGGCAAGCCUUUCACCCCCCAGCCUGCUGACUUCACCGGUCCCAUCGACAAGAACAGUCCCUUGGGGAUUCUACGGUCCAUGAUCGAAAUGGCUCAAGCAUGUCACUUCCUUCAUGUCUUUGGACCGACACUGAAGAUUCCGACGAUAUCCCGCACGGAACUGGAAAGCAGCAUUAUCGACGGAAACAAGAGCGACGCGUAUCCACUCCUCGUCGAAGUCUUGUACCGUCUUUGUCGCGACGCUGGACAAAAGAUCGAAAAGGCCCGCAUGUUGCAAGAAUGGGAGCGAGCAGUGCACCGCAAACUCUCCGAGAACUGGAAACGAGAGUUCCACGCCAACCCUAUGCCAGGGUCGUUCGAAGAUGUGUCCGUCCGCGAUCGGGCUCGAAUUCUGCAUGCGCUGUGCGAGUGGAGGGUUCACGCAAGCGACAUCGGCAAGUUCAUCAGUGGCAUUCCCGUCACAGUCCCCAAUCCCAAGGAUGACAAAGCGACCACCUCGACAACAGCGAUCACGUUCGACUCACUCAGACCUGAACCUUUGGGCGAAGACGACGAUGGAGCCAUUUAUUGGUACUUUCAUGAUGGAUGCUGGGUGUACGCUGAAGAUAGCCCCGCUUCUUCCCAAAGACGCUCUGACCGCCCCGUGUACCACGUGCGGUACUCAACGCCAUCGAAAAUUCGACUAUCCACGCAUUUUGAACUGGAAAAUAACACUGGUUUGGACACGCUGGUCGAAACCGUCCUGCCCUCCUCCUCGCUCAAGCGCAAACGGAGCUCUUCGUCCAAGAAGGAGAGCAAAAAGAGCAAGAGAUCUAGCCACCAUCGCAGCCAUCGGUCGUCCGAGAAUCGCCGUGAAGAUGACGAAGGCGACGAGGAGCGAUACGUGAAGCCACCAAGGGACGAGAAAACACAAAAAGUAGAAAAGAAGCUUGAUCCCCCGAUACCAUCGUCGCCAGGGCCAAAACCAGUACCGAAAGUGGCGGAGGAAAUGCCUCCACUGCACGACAAAACAUCGGUCAAAUCAGAAGAGAGUCCUAUCCCAGACGAGCAAGAUACACAUGUGCUGUGCUCAAUGUGCAAAAAGUCGUAUGACAUGUCGCUGCUUGACCCGCCGCUUCUCAAGAAGCCCCAGGGCGAGUGGAAAUGCUUUGAAUGCCUCGUGAACGACUGUCGCGGGUGGCCGCGCCGACGUCCUUCUCGCCAGGUUGCGCCACCUCCGCCACCCCCACGCCCGCCAGCAGCGGACAAAAAGAGCAGCAAGAAAAAAUCGUCGUCGUCGUCAUCUUCUAAGAAGAAAAGCAGCAGCAAGUCAUCGUCCAAAAGCAGCAAGAGCCACCAUUCGAGUUCGUCCAAAAAGAAGUCAUCGAGAAAGCACCGGUCGUCAUCGUCGCACAGUUACCCUGACGAGUACAAGCACUUGCUAAAUCUAUACCACACGCGCAAACGACAGCGCGACGUCGCACUGGCCGAUUCGCUUGCGGCAGGCAUGCCCCCCCCGCCAUGGCAUGACCAGCACCUGGCGGAAUCUCACGGCUCAUUACAAGGACUCUCGAAUGGCAGCGGGUGGCGAGUUGUCAGUGCCUCAGUUGCUGAUCUCAGGGACCUUUUGGCCACCAAGUUUAGUGGCGUGGGGUCUAUGGCUGCUCAGCGCCUGAAAGGUCGGCUGAUUCAGAUUCUGAAAGCCGGUGAAGCAAUGGAGGAGGAAGUUCGAAGACUGCGCCUGCAACAAGAACAACAACUCAUGUGGCAAAUGCAAGCACUGCCCCGUCGAGCUUCGUCGCGUGUAGCGCUGGAACGGCUCAAGAGCCAGAGCGACCCACACUACGUGAAGUCUGACGAUGAGAAUUCUUGGGAGGAAAAGCUAAAUCCAUCUACAGCCAACGACCGCGCACUGCGACUCAGUCGACGGACCAGUGCCUCUGAUCUGACUCCAGAGGGGGAAAACCAACACAAACGCCGGCUAGCCAUGGAGCGAGCUCAUCGUGCGUCCCGACGGCAGCGUGAAUGGGAUGGUCCGUCCUCUGAUGAAGAUGAAGUCGUUACACCUCGGCAGACACGGCAAUCUUCUUCGAAUCACACUCCUCUCAAGGGCGGCGAUUUGGUGAACUGGAAAACGAUUCAUGAUCACGAGCAUCCCCUCCGAAGCGUAUGUGCAGCACUCGUGACUCGCAUGAUCCAGGAAGAAAAAGCGCCACCGUUUUCACGGCCGGUGGACCCAGUUGCUGACGGGUGUCCCGAUUACUUUGCAGUUGUCAAACACCCCAUGGAUUUGGCCACUGUGAAGCUCCGAUGCUUGAACGGGCAUUACAAGACAUGGGCGAUGUUCAAGGGAGACAUGGCACGCAUUUGGGCCAACUGCAAGCUGUACAACUCGGAAGGGGCGGUGAUCGUCGAAUAUGCAAACGAACUUGAGAAAACGUACUUGGGUCUGGUGCGUCAAGCAGAAGGACAUGGCGCAACCAGCAUGCACGAGCGCGGCGUGAUGAAAUCUGCUAGCGACGACGACGAUGAAGAGUUUCAAAAAAGCAGUGAUAGCAGUCAUGACGGUAGUUCCAGCAGCAGUGACCAAAGCAGUGCAGAUGAUGACAGCUCGAGCAACAGUAGCCACAGCAGUAGCAGCGACGAAGGCAAACGACAAAGUAAACUUCGGUCGCGCCCUUCCCGCUCAACUUUGGUGAAACCCAUAGCCAGUCAACAACUCCCACCGCUUCGUCCCGCCCCCAAACCAACGAGAUGGAAGAAACCCCAACGCAAGCAACGAAUCUCAUCAAGCUCGUCGUCAGAGUCAGAUGUUGCAACAGCGACAACACGAAAGACGGCCCUUACGACGACCACUAUCAACACAACCCCGAAACAGAACAAUCCACCGAGGAAUCCACUGACCCGACACCCCAAAACGAUUGUAGAAUCGUCAUCAUCAUCGUCUGGUUCGUCCAGUUCGUCGUCCGAAGAUGAGUCACCGACGAACCCACCUCCGCCUCCACCGUCGGCCAAGAAGAAACCACAGACGCCGCCACCACCGCCAUGCACUCCCCCGCCGCCAGCUCCGUCGUCUGGAAGCAUGGAUGGCAACGAGUCAUCGUCAUCGUCGUCGUCGUACUUUUCCAGCAGCGACGACAGCGAUUGAUCUGUUUGAUGUCACGAGGAUAAUGUUAACUUUCAAUGCCAAAGGUGUUGCCUUUCAUCCCUCA
Aphanomyces invadans is the source of this 3452-nucleotide messenger RNA. RefSeq lists its product as hypothetical. Gene Ontology annotation, biological process: chromatin remodeling. Gene Ontology annotation, cellular component: CERF complex. The record is from RefSeq and is a predicted model, not a curated record. Bases 8 to 3388 code for a protein of 1126 amino acids. The transcript is spliced from 11 exons. Gene Ontology annotation, molecular function: protein binding. Lineage: Eukaryota; Oomycota; Saprolegniomycetes; Saprolegniales; Verrucalvaceae.